CCAAUCCAACACAGGGGGAAGCCGGUAGCCAUACUAGCAGGAAUCAGAGGAUAAGGAAAAGAAGAAAAAAGCAAAGGAUGCUUUGAAAAUUAACAUCUAUACCAGCACGCUCAACUUGCUUCUCCUCCUUCUCUUCCGGCCUCCCUGAAAUGGCCGUUGCCGUAUCGAGCAUAUUCUCCGUCCUAUCCUCCACCGUUAAAUUCAGCUGCUCCACUUCCUCCCUGUCUUACUUCCCCUCCUCUCACGCACACGUCACUUCCCGCGCCUUUGUAUUUGGUCACAAGCGUAGAGACACAAAUUCGGACGGAGCCUUAUCCUCACCUAAAUCCAACAUACAAAAAGAAGGUUUUGGGCAGAAGAAGUAUUCAGGGCGAUCAAAAGAUGAAAGGCUUUUUCUAUAUGCUGAUGGAGGCAGUGGUAGAAGGGGUGUGGUGGGACUCCAACCAACUGCUCAUAAACCAUUUGGCAUGCCAAGGAAAGAGAAUGAGUUUCUGAUUGAUUCAAAGGAGCCACAGGCUGAACCAAGCAAUAUACAAGAUGCUGAUUUCCUUAAUGCCGUUGUGAAGGUUUACUGCACCCAUACUGCACCAGAUUAUUCACUUCCUUGGCAAAAACAAAGACAAUACACAAGUACGGGGAGUGCAUUUAUGAUUGAGGGUAGGAAACUUCUGACUAAUGCACACUGUGUGGAGCAUGAUACUCAGGUAAAAGUUAAGAGAAGAGGUGAUGAUACAAAAUAUGUGGCUAAGGUUUUGGCAAGAGGUAUUGACUGUGAUAUAGCAUUGCUUACAGUAGAAAAUGAUGACUUUUGGAGAGAAGUAGAACCUCUAAGAUUUGGACGUUUGCCACAUCUUCAGGAUGCUGUGACUGUUGUGGGAUAUCCCUUUGGAGGAGACACAAUUUCAGUGACAAAGGGAGUUGUAUCUCGUAUAGAGGUCACAUCAUAUGCUCAUGGAUCAUCUGAUUUGUUGGGGAUUCAAAUUGACGCUGCAAUAAAUCCUGGUAAUAGUGGUGGUCCAGCCUUCAAUGACCAAGGGGAGUGCAUCGGUGUAGCUUUUCAGGUGUACAGAUCUGAAGAGGCAGAAAAUAUUGGAUAUGUAAUACCAACCACUGUCGUUUCUCAUUUUCUAGAUGACUAUGAGAAAAAUGGAAAGUACACUGGUUUCCCUUGCCUUGGUGUGCUUUUACAGAAGUUAGAGAAUCCUGCACUUAGAGCAUGCUUGAAAGUGCAGUCUAAUGAGGGUGUAUUGGUACGCAGAGUUGAACCAACUUCUGAUGCGAAUAAUGUGUUGAAGGAGGGCGAUGUGAUUUUCAGCUUUGAUGAUGUUCAUGUUGGCUGUGAAGGAACAGUUCCAUUCAGAUCAAAUGAACGAAUUGCAUUCAGAUUCCUCAUUAGUCAAAAAUUUGCAGGGGACUCUGCAGAGCUUGGUAUUAUUAGAGGAGGAACAACAAUGAAGGCCAAAGUAGUUUUGAACCCACGAGUUCAUUUGGUUCCCUAUCACAUUGAUGGAGGUCAGCCUUCCUAUCUAAUAAUUGCUGGCUUAGUGUUCACACCUCUCUCAGAGCCAUUGAUAGAAGAGGAAUGUGAAGACUCCAUAGGGUUGAAACUAUUGACAAAGGCACGUUAUUCUCUGGCAAGGUUCAAAGGGGAACAGAUUGUAAUCUUAUCACAGGUCUUGGCAAACGAAGUCAACAUAGGUUAUGAAGAUAUGAGCAAUCAGCAGGUCCUGAAAUUCAAUGGGACUAGAAUUAAAAACAUCCAUCACCUUGCACACCUUGUUGAUUCUUGCAAGGACAGAUAUCUAUGCUUCGAGUUUGAAGAUAACUAUAUUGCUGUUUUGGAGGGAGAAGAAGCUGCAGCUGCUUCAUCCUGCAUCCUGAGAGAUUAUGGGAUCCCAUCUGAAAGAUCUUCUGAUCUUUUGAAUCCAUACGUGGAUUCAUUGGGAGACGAUCAACCACUAGACCGGGAAUUUGGUGACAGUCCCGUUUCAAACUUUGAAGUUGACUUUGAUGGACUGCUCUGGGCGUAAAUUUCCACUUUCGCGAUCGAAAUGUGAAAUUCCUCACGCGAUAGCAGCAAUGCUCGAAGCACAUGGUAACAAUUUUGGGCCCCAUUGACGCUUUGCAACAGUACCAGCGCAGCACCUUGACGGGAACGCAUGAAAAUUGAUCGGUAUAGAUUCUUACGUGGGGCAGGCUAGAAGGGAUAAUUUUGUUUUUCUCCUCUUCUCGCCCCAAUGACUAAAAAUUUUAUGUCUUCGUGAGAAAUGGGGUUUUAUUAUGACGUUAAUUAUUAUUUAUUUUUCAUAUUUUCCCUUCUUUCAUGUUUGCUCACUCCUGUAAUUGAUUAAAAUUUUCCAUGUAAUACUUGGACAUUUUUAGGGAGAUGUAGCGCACAGAAGAGUGGUUCUUAGAAAACCCUGGAUGGCAUCGAUGUAACACAAUAAAUUCAUUUAUUAUAGUCCAGUUUUCGCAGACAA
Messenger RNA from Prosopis cineraria, 2480 nucleotides. Its product is annotated as protease Do-like 2, chloroplastic. Gene Ontology annotation, biological process: proteolysis. Gene Ontology annotation, molecular function: protein binding; serine-type endopeptidase activity. The transcript has 21 exons. The record is from RefSeq and is a predicted model, not a curated record. Bases 150 to 2030 code for a protein of 626 amino acids. Lineage: Eukaryota; Viridiplantae; Streptophyta; Magnoliopsida; Fabales; Fabaceae.